This is a messenger RNA of Schistocerca americana (American grasshopper), 3493 nucleotides long. RefSeq names its product HEAT repeat-containing protein 6. The transcript is spliced from 16 exons. The record is from RefSeq and is a predicted model, not a curated record. NCBI's taxonomy places the organism in Eukaryota, Metazoa, Arthropoda, Insecta, Orthoptera, Acrididae. Bases 32 to 3418 code for a protein of 1128 amino acids.
GUAAGCGUAUACACUCUACUAUUGUGUCGUGAUGGAGUUGUGUGGCGAGUGUGACACUCAAGAAGCAGUGAAAUUCAAUAGCUUAUGUGAUAAAUUAACGACAUUGUUUCAUGGAAGGAGCCGAGGAGAUCGGCAGUAUAUCAAUUCUUUACUUGAUGAAUUUAAUUCACUGGAUUUUAAGUCUGACGUUAUAGAAAAUGCGGAAAAAGCUGUUUUAAUUGUAAAUCAGUGCUGUUGCAUUGUUCCUUCAAAUGACACCUUUUUGGUUGCUAAAGGAUGCCAGUUGUUUAGCAACCUUAUUUUGAAACAGAAAGUAAAAGUUGAAGGAAAAACAUUGUUAUUAGCAAUAAACUGGUGUUUAGAGGCAGUCAAGUACUGUUCAGAUAUUGCAAUUUUGGAUAUACUGGGUGCCUUGGAAGUACUACUGUAUGGGAAUGGAAACCUAGUAAAGCUAUCAUGUGAUAUUUUUUCUGAAGAUGGUACUCUGAUGCUUCUCUCUGACCAAGAAGAAAAUGAUGUGUCCAGAAAACUAUCAGUAACAUCAGUGUGGGAUGUUCGCUUGCUUGCUCUGAGAUGUCUCCAGUCUGUUACGCACAUUGCAGAUACUAAUGUAAAUGAUCAAAAUUCUAUCUUGGAAUUAGCACAGCUUGAAAAAUGUGCUUGUGUUUUCUUUAGCUACCUCCACGCCAAUAGAAAACAGGAUCAAAAUGAACUAAAUUAUGUGAAGAUAUUAAUCACAUGCUUGCUGGGACUGCAAAAUAUAUUUUGUCAGUCAAAAGAAAUGUUGGACAAAUAUGUUGGUGAUGCCCUUGGUAUUGUCAAAGCUUAUAUGUUGUUUGGUUUGUCAGGCCACACAGAGCUCAAACCUCAGAAAGUCUUUCCAAGUAUAUUCGCUCAAGCUGAUUUAAGACCAACUUCCAGCAAUUCAGUAAAGGUGAAUAAGAACUCAAAAGUCAAACUAAGGAACCCCAGACAGGCCAAAAAGACAGAGUCCAGGCCAGCUGACAUUGAACACUGUGCAUGGAAGACAUACUCAGCAGUGGAAGGUUCAUUAAAAUCAAGUGCACAAGAUAACAAUACUGUAGCGACUUUUUUAAAAACAAGUGAGUCUGAUUAUUCAGAUUCAGAAACAGGACAGACUGCAAAGACAAGGAGCUUUCAGGGCAGAGUGAGGCAGAGUUCUCAGUGCUUACUGCAAACAAUAAUCAAGGUUAUGGACAAAAAAGUAUUGUUUGGCUAUUUGUCCAACUUUUUACCUGAUGGCACAACACAAACUAGGACUCUCAUGACUUGCCUUCUGAGAGAUCCUUCUUCACAAUGUAGACUGGAGAUUAUUAACUCUUUGUCAGCCAUAUUUCUAGCUUCAAAAAUAUAUUUUCUACAAGCUGAACGCAGUGGAAAACGCUGUGCAGCAUUCACACCAUACUCGGAAACUGUUGGAAAUAUUAUUGAAGAAAUUCAUCGUUCCCUGUGUUUGGCUCUUUCUGCAGAAAAUUCAGUUCCUGUAAUAAUCCAGCUUCUGAAGUGUGUAGCAAGAUUGGUGCAAAAUACACCGUACCAUAGAUUGAGCCAUGGGCUCAUUAUGAAAGUUGUUAGGAACACAAGAGCUUUUCUAAGACACAAAGAUUGGAAUAUACAAGUCGCAAGUCUUAAUGUCCUCCGUUCAAUUAUAUGUGUUGAACCUUCGGUACCAGAAAUUAUGGAGAUCCUGAAAAGACCUUUAAAGAUAAAAUGGCAUAAAAACUUUUCUGUACCUGUUUAUGCAAGUUCAGGAGUUGAUAAUGCUGAAGACAGAAAAGAAGACAUUUCUGGAAGUGAAACAGACAAUCUUUGUGAUGGGGAUAGUGAGCUGGAUGAGGAAACUGAACAAGUGACUACAGAGGCGAAAACUAAGAAUGAAAUGUCAUGGCUGCUUGAAAUUAGUUUAGAAAAUUUAGGCAUUGAGUUGAGGAAACACUUGUCAUUGGAUCAAAACAAAAAAAUGGAGCAGCAGUCUAAGUUCCUCUGUCCAGUACCAGUGCGAGUAGAAUCAUAUCAGGUUGUCUCGGCACUCUGUAGAUCACAUUUUCCAUCACUUGUGUCUCCUUAUUUGCAGUUUGUAGUUGACGCAAUUGAGAUUGGUUUUACUGAUAGUGAUACUACAAUAUUGUUACAUGCUGGAAGGUUAAUAGAAGCUGUUGCAAGUAUGCUGCUGCAGGAUAUUAAGCAAGGAGGUGAAUCUGCGAUUUCUACUGCUUCAGCUAUGUUGUUCUGGAAGACAAUGCUGUGUGGGCCAAUUACUUGUCUCGUUCAAAAUAUGAAUGAACCAGCUUUGCGUACUGCAGGUUGUGAUUGCUUAGCCAACAUGACAUCAGACGUAUUUGAUGAGUUGCCGAGGGAAAAGCAAAUUCUCAUUAUUACGCUGUUGUUCGGCUGCAGUUCUGAUGAUGACACAAAUGUAAGAGCAGCUGCGGUUAGGGCACUUGCUGUUUACAUUUUGUUUACAGGACUGAGACAGGAUAUUCAGUUUGUGAUAGAUACUGCAGAGGCUGUAAUUAAAGCAUUGAGUGACAGCCAUGUUGGAACAAGAAUGAAAGCAUCGUGGUCAUUAAGCAACGUCAGUGAUGCACUGAUUGUUAAUGUAGAUGAUGAUGAAGCUGAAGAAAUACCCAAGUCUUUGUUUACAAAAAUUUUGGAAUCUGCUAUUAAGGCAUCAAGGGACAAUGAAAAGGUUCGCUCAAGUGCCGUAAGAGCAGUUGGAAAUCUUUUGCGAAUUUUAAACAAUGAACUGCUGUUCGACCAAGCUGUGAAGGAGAAUGUUCAAGCUGCUGUCAAAGUCUUAAUUCACAAUGCUUCUACAGGAAACAAUAUGAAGGUACGGUGGAAUGCUUGCUAUGCAGUUGGAAAUGUACUGCGAAACAGAUUUCUUUAUGCAGAAAAUGCAGAAUGGCUGGCAUCUACUUUCCACACAUUAUUGGAAUUAGUACAGAAUUUUCGUAACUUCAAAGUAAGGAUUAGUGCAGCAGCUGCUUUAGCAGCCCCUUCCACAAGAGAACAGUAUGGAAGUCUCUACAUAAAUGUUUGGAUAGCAUUGAUACAUGCACUGGAGAAUUCUCACAAUAUGGAAGACUUCAAUGAAUACCAGCAUCAAGAUAAUCUUGUACAACAGAUAUGCCACACACUGAUCCAUCUGGCAAAUCUGGUUUCCGAGGCUGAUCUUACUCCUCUUGAAGAUAUUGUUGUGUUCAAUAUUGAUGUACUUCAGCAGAGUAUUACCAGAUUCCAAAGAAAUGUGAUUCCAGAGAAAACUGCUAACCUGAUGAAGACUGCUGAUUACAUCUCUUCUUUUUUGCGCAAUCAGAAUCUCAGUGCUGACCAGAAAAGAUCAGCUUCUCUUUUGCUGAGAGUGUUUUCUGUGGAAAGUGACACAUUUUUAUAAUUUUUUAAACUUUUCUUGCAGUGAAUUUUUAUAUUGUACGUAUUCACACAGAAUAAAAUACGUUUAUAUAUUGUU